Aspergillus sclerotioniger CBS 115572 is the source of this 727-nucleotide messenger RNA. RefSeq lists its product as uncharacterized. Bases 166 to 501 code for a protein of 111 amino acids. The transcript has 2 exons. The record is from RefSeq and is a predicted model, not a curated record. Lineage: Eukaryota; Fungi; Ascomycota; Eurotiomycetes; Eurotiales; Aspergillaceae.
UUCUCCUCCUCUUUCUCUCUCUCCACAUUUCUCUCCUUCCGCAAUUUGCAACGACCCUCGCUCAACCCUCCCCAACAUAUUUCACUCCACACGAAGAUCGCAUAAAGAACCACCCACCCAACCAGCCAUUUACACAGCCGCUUGCCUCCCUCCCCUCUCCCUAAAAUGUCUUACAAACCCGAAAACCCUCCCCCCUCCUACCCCCCUCCCACCCACGACGGCGGUCCCUACCCCGGCGCAUCGCAAGACUACUACAACCAAGGCUACAAUCAAGGCUACAACCAAGGCUAUCCGCCCCAGAACUACGGCCCUCCCCCACAACAACAAGGAUACUACGGAGCUCCCCCGCCCCAAGGCCAACCCAUGUACUAUCCUCCCCCGCAGCAACAACCACAGGGCUACUACGCUGGGCAAGAUCGGGGCGGAUCAUCGGGCGGCGGGAUGUGCGCGGGUAUAAUGGCUGCGUUGGCUUGUUGUUGCUGCUUGGAUAUUUUGUUCUAAGAAGAACGCUUCUUUCUUUGGUGGUUGUUUUGUCUGCCUUCGUUUCUAGCCUGAAUUGGAUGGGUGCGAUGGAUAUUUUGUUGCUGUUUCCUGAUUGGCGCAAGGUUUGAGGUGCUCGGGUCGCCGGUUGUGUUUCUAUAUUUGGAUCGCUGUCAUUCAAAUGGUGUCGGCGCUUAGAGGCGCAGGGUACUUUUAUUCGUUCGUUCGUUCUAAUCCAAUCAUUGUU